Trichoplax adhaerens is the source of this 1629-nucleotide messenger RNA. RefSeq lists its product as uncharacterized. Lineage: Eukaryota; Metazoa; Placozoa; Uniplacotomia; Trichoplacea; Trichoplacidae. Gene Ontology annotation, cellular component: mRNA cleavage and polyadenylation specificity factor complex. The transcript has 13 exons. The record is from RefSeq and is a predicted model, not a curated record. The coding region runs from base 1 to 1629 and encodes 542 amino acids. Gene Ontology annotation, molecular function: RNA binding.
AUGGCAGAUGUAGAACAGCCCGCGGCUCAAGAUGAAGGAUCGCCAGCCCUUUCUCAAGCUGAAAAUGAAGAUCAGCCAAAUGUAACAAAUCAUGAGGAACAAGCUAAGGAAGAAGCUCAAGUCAUCAAACCUUUGGUAACAGUAAGACCAGAUAGUGAUGAACCAGUGGUAGACAAUCAAGUACAGCCGGAGGAAGAAGAAACGCCAAAAAUAGAGAUGGAAUCCCAGGGUGCAAGCAAGAAGGUUAUUGAUAUUGAAGCUGAAGGACAAGUGGAUGGCACCCCUUUGUACGAGUAUGAUAUAGAUGAUAGUGAAAAACCAUGGAGGAAGCCAGGUGCUGAUAUUACUGACUACUUUAAUUACGGAUUUAAUGAAGAAGUUUGGAAGCAAUAUUGCGAGAAGCAACGCAAAUUGAGGGCAGAGAUUGCAAAUGGAUUAUAUAAUCCACCACCAAAAGGAUCAUUGCCAUCAAUACAUAAGAGUGAACUUAAUACUCAAGCUGCUAAGACUGAUGCAGUGAGUGCGACUGCAGGAAAGCGACUUCCCAACAAAGCUGGACCGCCUCCAGAUAGGAAAACAGAGGGAGCUAUCGCUGUUAUUGGAGUCGCUGACAGCCGACGCAGACUGGAUGAGUUACCUGCAACAUCGGAAAUAAACAUUCCCCAGAGGGACACGAAUAAAAAUAAUUCUAGCCAAUCUCGACAAUCGCAAUCCAACGUAGGUCCUGGUAUGGUACAGGUAAAUACUAGUAUUCCACCGCCUAUGAUGAGUGGCCAGCAAUUUUCUCAGCCAGCAAAUCAAGCCAAUUCGGCUAGUGGUCCAAUCAUGAAUAAUCAUCCCAAUCCAGCCCCUCCUGUGCAGCAGUUUCUCGUUCCUCCACUUAGUCAUAACUUACCACCACCCAAUAUGCAACUUCCGCCACCCAUUCCAAAUCCACCUCCAAUGGUUGUACCAGGAUUUAAUGCUAUGCAAGGUGAAGGAAUACCUCCGGCUGGCUUUCAUAAUAUGAAUAUGCCUCCAGUUGGUAUGGGUAGAGGCCGUGGAAGAGGUGGUAUGGGUAUCCCGGGAAUGGGCCUACCCGGUCAAGGUCCAGGUGAAUUCCAACCAGGAAUGGAAGAUAGACCUUUUUUUGCCGGCUCAGGUCAGGCGACUUCACCUGAUAUUUGGCCUCCUAAUCAAGAAUUCCCUCAAGGCUUUAACCCAGAGUCGAGAGGUCAUAGCUCUGUUUCCGAUAGUGAAAAUUCUAGUGAAAGCUAUGAAUAUGAACACCCUAGAAGUAGUAAAGAAAAGAGUAGUAAACGGCGUGAACGAGGACGCGAUCGAGAUCAUCGAGAACACAGAGAUCGUGAUCGUGAUCAUAGUGACCGGCACCGAGAACGACAUCGAGAUAGAGAGCAUAGAGAUCACGAUAGAGAUAGGAAGCAUAGAGAGCGAGACAGAGAUAGAAGAGAUCAUGAUCGAGAUAGGAGAGAGGACCGGCGCAAGAGAGAUGAUCGAAAUACUAAGGAAGAUAAGAAAAGGAGACGCCAUAGUGCUGGUUCUAGUGAUGGAGAAACUCCACGUCGACCCAGCAAACAUUCAAAAGAUAGAGAGGAAGCGAUUGCAGAUGAAGAUGUCAACGCAUCAUAA